AUGAAACCAUCUUUUGCAAGACCUGAAUUGAAGAAUCAAACUGGCAACAACAAAACCUAUAAAAGCGUAAUAGGAUGUCUAGAUGGAACUGUUCCUAUAUUAAGAAAUACAAAAGAAUUCAACGUAAACUCACAAUUUUUCGCUGAAAAAUAUUUUCAUCCGCUAUUAGCCGAUAGCCCUGGAACCCAUAUUGCUGGGGUGAGGUCACUUAAUGGUCCAUUUCAUGGUGUAGAAGCUCUGUUUGAUGCAUAUAACCAAUUCAUCGAACCAGAUCAAGCCUCGUAUAGUCAAAUUUAUAUAGGCAGUGGAUUGAAUAACCAAGUCAAUUUUAUUUCCGCGGGAUUUAUGAUAAAUCCAAGUUUUUUUCGUGACGGACGUAUUUGGUCAUAUGGAUUUUGGAAGGGUAAAGAUGGAAAAGGAUGUUACAAUACGGCGUGUUCAGGAUUUGUUCAAGUAUCGAGUGAGAUUCCAAUAGUCAAACCGAUUGAUAACCUUAAGCCAGGGGAACCAGUCUGGUGGCGUUGCUCCGUCCAUCAGGAUAAAAACACAGGAAAUUGGUGGAUUACACAGCUGAUACCAAAUGCACCUUAUAAAGUAGAUAUCGGCUAUUGGCCAAAAGAGUUAUUUAAUCUUUUAAAUAAUGGUUCAAAUAUGGCAGGAGUUGGUGGUGUGGUUCAAGCUUCGCGUUCUAAUUCAAGUCCUCAGAUGGGUAAUGGUAAAUAUCCAGAUAAACGCUAUAAAAAUACAGCAAUUUUUGCAAAUAUUGAAGUGUUGGAUUCUAACUAUAAACAGCGUAGAUGGGAUUAUUUUCCUUGGGAGGAAUUGCUAGAUUGUAGCAAAUUUUAUAGAAUAUCAUAUGGUUAUGAAGCUUAUUUAUAUGAGCAUACUCAAUUUGGUUUCUACUUUAAUUAUGGUGGUCCGGGAGGAAACACUUGUGGAAUUUAA
Molecule: messenger RNA, 945 nt
Organism: Arabis nemorensis
Lineage: Eukaryota; Viridiplantae; Streptophyta; Magnoliopsida; Brassicales; Brassicaceae
Source: the annotation of a GenBank genome assembly